AUGACCUCGUGGCCCUCACCCAGACGACAGGCGAGAUUCAAGCGUUCUCGAGGAGCUUCAUUUGUACACGAGCAGAACACGCGUGAAGGUGACCGCAAAAGUUCAGACCCGAAGUGCAGACGAACCAAUGACUACUUUUGUAUUCUGCAACCAUUGUGGACAUCGUUGGAAGUUUUGUUAGCUUCUAACCCCUUACGGUCAAAUGACGGUUCAUGGGCGCCAGCGUGCUCCUACGACCGAGGUUCUCGGACUCCAGUUGGAAUUUGUGAUUCUCCAACUUCUGAUAUUCCUAUCCAUCUAUUUUGAAUUCUAAUUGCCCCUCACACCACUUGCGUCUCAGCAGAUGGUGUCAGCUUAUGUACAAAUUUCAAAUGUGAGCUCGAGCCCGGUGUUUUCCUCACAUUGUUCGAUGUAUAGGAUACCAAUUUUUCUCCCUGUGUGCCGACUGUCUAUUUGUUCUCUUUCCCUGAUUGUAUGCUCCUUGUUGCGUGUUGCGCACAUUGUAUCAGGGACGUCGGUACAAAGUAAAUGGUUACGCAUCAAUAUCUUAAUCACGACUUGUCUGUGAUAUUACUUUACACAUAAUCCCUCUCACAUUAACAGCUCCUUGCCUUGCGUCGGAGCAGCGUUUCUCAGCGAUUUGAGUGAAGGUUCUUGUGUCUACGGAACUGUCAUUAUCUCCUUUUCGAUGUGAACUGCACUGUGUUAGCAAUGCAAUUUUU
Molecule: messenger RNA, 722 nt
Organism: Dicrocoelium dendriticum
Lineage: Eukaryota; Metazoa; Platyhelminthes; Trematoda; Plagiorchiida; Dicrocoeliidae
Source: the annotation of a GenBank genome assembly